This is a messenger RNA of Pistacia vera, 905 nucleotides long. Its product is annotated as transcription initiation factor TFIID subunit 9-like. Gene Ontology annotation, molecular function: RNA polymerase II general transcription initiation factor activity; transcription coactivator activity; protein heterodimerization activity. Lineage: Eukaryota; Viridiplantae; Streptophyta; Magnoliopsida; Sapindales; Anacardiaceae. Gene Ontology annotation, biological process: RNA polymerase II preinitiation complex assembly; DNA-templated transcription initiation. The record is from RefSeq and is a predicted model, not a curated record. Gene Ontology annotation, cellular component: SAGA complex; transcription factor TFIID complex. Bases 95 to 655 code for a protein of 186 amino acids. The transcript has 3 exons.
AAUACACUUACCAACUGAAAUUCACUUGCUUUCAACAGAACUCACUGCUGCGCGUUCCACUGUUCGUCGACGAGCCGAGUAUUCGGUCAAGGAAAUGGCAGAGGGAGAUGAGAACAUGCCUAGGGAUGCAAAGAUUGUUAAAUCACUGCUGAAAUCGAUGGGUGUGGAAGACUAUGAACCUCGAGUCAUACAUCAGUUCCUGGAGUUCUGGUACCGGUAUGUUGUUGAAGUAUUAACAGAUGCACAGGUUUACUCAGAGCACGCUGGCAAGUCUACAAUUGAUUGUGAGGAUAUCAAGCUUGCUAUUCAGUCGAAAGUCAAUUUUAGCUUCUCGCAACCCCCACCAAGAGAGGUCCUACUAGAGUUGUCUAGAACCAGGAACAGAAUCCCAUUGCCAAAGGUAAUAGCAUCACCUGGUAUUGCACUUCCACCUGAGCAGGACACAUUAAUCGGUCCUAACUACCAACUGUUCAUCCCAAAGAAUUCUGCUCAGCCAAUGGAAGAAACUGAGGAGGAUGAAGAAACUGCUGAACCCAGCACAUCCCAGCAACAGAAAACAGAUUUGCCUCAACAAAGAAUAGAUUUGCCACAACAAACGCCUCAAGCUCAAAGGGUUGCAUUUCAACUUAAACGCCCAAAGCGCGAGACGUUCUAGCUUUUCAAGACAUCUCAUUGACGCCCUGUAAUGUGAAAGAAAUAGGGCUUAAGGUGCAUCAUCAGUCAAUAAGAAGAAAGAAAGAAAGCAUAUUAAUUGAAUCAUUGUAAUCAUUUGGACCAUUUGGUUACUGUUAUUCAGCCCUUGUAUACUCUUAUUGUUAUAAAUGUCCAGUGCUUAAGUCUAUUAUUAAGGAUUUGAUGUGUACUUUCUACUUAAUUGCAAAGGACUUAACCCAUGAGUAUAGAAA